CUGCAGCCUGUCUUUGCAUUCACUCGGCGAGCCCAAACAAGCAAAAAACGCAGCAUCAGCCAUUGCAUCAGCCUCAGUCCUCCAUGUAUAUAAUUCAGCAUUCAUCCGUCCCUGGCCAUGGAGAGUGAAUAUAUUCUAACAUUGAGUUGGCAGACAUUGGAGAUUUGGUCUAGUUGUGACUUAACAAGCUGGUGAUUUGGACAAGUCCAUCUUUGCAAAAAGCAAGACUUUGGCUGAGAGGAAACAUCGUGUUAUCUAAAUAAAAAGAACAAGAACAAAAAAGAAAAAAGACACAUCCUCUACCACCGGCAGAGGGGAUUCAAAAGCCACUCACACAUAGAGAUUUCACAGUCUGCAUUGCCAGUGUCAAUCAUGAGCUCCCCUCUCACCGUGGAUCCGGCGCUCAUUGCCAAAGUGACCGACUACAUCAAGGUCUAUAUGGCCAACUAUGACCCUUCGCACGACUACAGCCACAUCAAGCGCGUGGUGCACCUUGCGCAGACGAUUCAGGCCCAAGUGCCCAACACGAACCGCGACAUUGUCACCCUUGCGGCUCUCAUGCACGACGUAGGCGACAGGAAGUACCUCAAGCCCGGAGAAGACGCCUCACGCAUGAUCUAUACGGCGCUCACGUCUCUCGGUGCGUCGGAGGAAUUGGCGGAGAAGAUUCAGGUCAUCUGUCUGGGCGUGAGCUACUCGAGCGAGAUCAAGGACCUGGCACGUGUACGGGAACUUAUUGAACAACACCCGGAACUUGCCGUUGUGCAGGAUGCUGAUCGACUGGACGCCAUUGGAGCGGUGGGCAUUGGACGAGUAUUUGCGUUUGGCGGAGCCAAGGGGAGGGGCUUGGGGGAUUCGAUUGACCAUUUUGAGGAGAAGCUGCUUAAGCUGGAGACUAUGAUGAAGACGGAUGUGGGGAGGGAGAUGGCGAGGGAGAGGACGGAGAGGUUGAGGCUGAUGCAAGAGUGGUGGAAACAGGAGACGGAGGGGGUUGAGUAGGCGGGUUUUAGAGUAUGGACAUUGAGAGUCGAAAUGAAUAGAGGAUAGAAGACAUUGCUGCUGUAUAGAGUUUAUGUUGUAUAGAUUGUCAAUGAUGAUGAUUCCGAA
This is a messenger RNA of Trichoderma harzianum CBS 226.95, 1107 nucleotides long. RefSeq lists its product as hypothetical. The transcript has a single exon. The coding region runs from base 373 to 999 and encodes 208 amino acids. The record is from RefSeq and is a predicted model, not a curated record. Lineage: Eukaryota; Fungi; Ascomycota; Sordariomycetes; Hypocreales; Hypocreaceae.